UCUGGCUCGGUGCGCCGUCAGAGUGAAUGCGUGUGGAUAGACUGGUCGCCGGUGAGAAAACAAUUUACUAAAAAAAAUCAUACUGGAGUGACGCCUUCGUGCGACAGCGACACUUUCCUCCUUGUUUCCUCCUUUCCGGUCGGAUCAAGCGAAGCAGCGAAGAAACUUCAAGUCCAGUCCGUGAGACCGUGAUCGGGCUUCGGUCUCAGGUGCAUCUCUGAGGCGGAGCGACGCGGAGGUCCAGGUUUUGUGGAGGCAUGGACUGUAACUGCGUCAGUGAUCUGCUGCUCCCCCCGGUGCCCGCCCUCUGGACGCCAGGGAUCGCCUUCCCAGAGUGGGCCUACAAGCCCGAGUCGAGCCCCGGCUCCAGACAGAUCCAGCUGUGGCACUUCAUCCUAGAGCUCCUGCAGAAGGAAGAGUACCAAGGGGUGAUAGCCUGGCAGGGAGACUACGGGGAGUUUGUCAUCAAGGACCCAGACGAGGUGGCCCGACUGUGGGGGAUAAGGAAAUGCAAACCUCACAUGAACUAUGACAAACUGAGCAGGGCUCUGAGGUAUUACUACAACAAGCGUAUUUUGCACAAAACCAAAGGGAAGCGUUUCACCUACAAGUUUAACUUCAGUAAGGUUGUGCUGGUGAACUACCCCAUCCUGGACAUGGCCAGCUCGCCCUUCUUCCUUGCCCAGAACCAUUUCAACGGGGGCUCCACCACACCAGACUGCAGCCCAGAGGCCAUACAGUCCUUGUUUCCUCGUUUGCCAGACACCAGCAGAGGAACUUCCCUUUUCGAUCGGGGGACCACAGCACCAGGACCUGAAGGGGACAAACUGAGACUGGACUCAUUUCCUUUCCUAAGUUCAGGUGCACCGUGCUAUUCAAAACCCCCGUCCCUGCUGGGCCCGUACCCUCGCAACCCACCCUUUGACUACCCCUGGGGCUUCAAUCCCUACCUCCCAGGGGCCUUCUCUCUCAACAACUGCCCAAAACUGCCCCCUGGCUCCCUCUACCCCUCCCAGUUUUACCCCAACCCCUUGCAAAGCAGCCUUUCACAGCUGCCUCACCCCUUCUCCUCCCUGCUCCCGCCUGGAGAGGCAGGUGGGGGUGAGAGGGGAGCAGCGGGGCAAACUGGCGGGACAAAUGGCACAGCGGGUGGUCAGCCGGCCAGACUCUGCCUGCCGCCGUACCAGGGCAGCCUGUCGAUGGGUCGGACAGACAUUGGCAGCGGGGUGACACUGGGAGAAAGGGUGGAGCCCAAUCCUCCGGGUCUCGGCUUGACCUUGGGCCUGGGAGCGGUCAGCUUAGGAGCUGGGACUGGGACAGACCAGCAGAGCCCCACAGAGAGAAGAGGAGGGGUGAAGCAGGACCCAGAGUCAGACUCAGACCUGGAGAUAACAGAUCUGAGCGACUGCAGCUCGGACAAUGAAAAUGAGCAUGAAUUUGGCAUUCGGAAGGAAUCCAGCCAUGCGAACCGAUCACAGCUUGUGUUAGAUGGGAAGAAAGGAAGCGUGUUGCCUCCCAUCUCCUCUCUUCCUCCACCAGUGUCCCCACAUCCACUGAAGAGCCUGAUGCCCAUUACUCCUCCUCCCCCAUCCCUGCCUAGGUCACUCUCACCUUCCAUGGCUCUGCAUGAAAGACACAGGGAGACAGAGACUCUCAAACUGAUACACAGCUAAGACAUUUUCUGAUGUGUCCUCCAUCUUGCCAGUCUAUGGUCUGAUAACUCUCUUUUUCUUUCCUUUUGUUUCUCUGAGAUGAAUUUUCCACUUUAAAUCAUCAGAUCUUUUCCAGCCCUUUUCCAGGAAUGGCAGUUAACUUCUUUUACUUCUAAAACUGCAGUUUUCCUGUUUGCUGUGCAAGUUUUGAGCUUGCCAGCAGUCCAUUACACUACUGAUUCAUUCAUCUUAGAAUAUAUGGGGUGUACAGUUUUUAGAGUGUCGGCUGUCUCGUCCUUUUUAUUUUGAUCUCUCGCACCAAAUGGUUUGUAGAUUUGCUUUAUGCAUUGCCAGCACUAGUCUACAAUUUGCUGUCUGCAGCUGAGCUACGAAAGAAGGCAUCGAGGUGGGAAAUUACAACACAGCAAUUCCUGCCUUGACAAACAUUAACAAACAACAUCCCUAAACUAACAGAACAACAAAUGAUGCUCAGAUCGAUCCAAUUUUACAGAUUUGUCCUGUAAUUCUACAGAUUUAGACUAUAAAUAAUUACUGUGGCUUUUAAGACAUGGUCAAAUACUGCCACCUAGUGGUCCUUUCACUCAAUGUCGUUUUCAAAGAACUGCAAGUGUGUGAGUGAAGCUACUGCCCUGAGUUCAUUUUGCACUGUUUUUUAAAAUAUAUAUAUUGUUUAUUGUGGGUUAAUUUAAAUGUUAACAAUCCAUCUGUUCAAUAGUGCUAACUGUGACGGUCUGUGCGUAUUUACUUUGUCUUGGUGCACAUUUUCUAACAGGAAAGAAAAAGAGAGCAGGAAGGAGCUGGACCAAUCUAGAAUUUGUAUGAAUAUUUCUGUAUAUAUUUUAAUAUGGUGUACAUGACAUUUAAUUAUAAUUCACUAUGAUAAGAUUUAGCUGUAUUGUUGUGAUUUUAUUCAGUAUUUAAACAUGUUGGAAAAUUAUAAGCUUAGGUGUAUCAAAAUUGAAAUUAUUAAUGGCAGAAGAUCUGCACUCUGAAGACUUUUUUUUAAUGUUGAGGACUGAGCUCACGUUGGGAUUUGUCUCUGAUUUCCUCAACCCCAGUUAAUUGUGCCCUUUGGUCAUUUUGUUCUUGCCAGAUGCCCAGUGUACAAACCCUUUGGGUUCAAAAACAUGCCGGCAGACUUAUUUUUCUAGUUAGCAUUCACCCAAUGUUCCUGUACUGUAAUUAAUCUAAUGUGAAUAAUAUUGGUCUUUGCAUUUUCUUCUUUAAAUCCUCCCCCCAAAAUCUGUUUUGAUUAUUUUUCAAUCGAUUCUUUUUGUCCAUGCCAGCAGCAGAGCAAUUUGUUUUGCUUGAGGACACUAAACAGUGGUGGGAGGGAAUACUUACAAAAAAAACUGUACCUUUCCUCUCCCCAGAUCUUAUGACCAACAUCCUUUCUACAGCCCUGUUUCUCAGCGUGGAGUGAACAGUGAAUCAUAUUGUACAGUUUCAUAGCCUUUAUGCCGAUGGUUUGUCAAACAGUGGCAGUAUACCGAUUAUUUGUGAAAGCUCUAUUGUAAAGUUAAUGUAAAACUCUAUGUUUGUUGAGUUGCUCCAGGAAAGGCCUCCAGUCACCUCCACAGGAAGAACACUAACAGCUGUAAAUACUAUUUCCUCGUGUGUGUGUGUGUGUGUAUGUGUGUACACAUCCAGAAAUGACAGUGCAGUGGUUUUACCUGUCAUCUUUCUUUGUUUUACUGUAAAGAGGAAAAAUGGAAAGUGCAAAAAGAAGAAAAAGAGUAAUAUCUUCAA
Molecule: messenger RNA, 3422 nt
Organism: Maylandia zebra (zebra mbuna)
Lineage: Eukaryota; Metazoa; Chordata; Actinopteri; Cichliformes; Cichlidae
Gene: erfl1
Product: Ets2 repressor factor like 1
Biological process (GO): cell differentiation; regulation of transcription by RNA polymerase II
Cellular component (GO): nucleus
Molecular function (GO): DNA-binding transcription factor activity, RNA polymerase II-specific; sequence-specific DNA binding
Source: RefSeq, a predicted model, not a curated record